GAUGUCAGACACCAAGAUCCUGAUGGAGGAAGGCUAAGAUCAAACGAAAAGCCUGCAGGAUUUUUUUACAUAUGGAUUUCCAUUUUUUAAUGCUGCUGCAAUCCAUCGUCCUGCUUGCCUUAAGAGUGGCCGGCAUCUCAUCCCUUUGUCUUCUCUCAUUCUUAAAAUCUGUAGCCUCUCUAAGGUUAGACGGGUGCCCCAUUAAGAGAACGUACCUCACAGGAAACCAUGAGUUUCCUUGCAGACAGCCCAUUGGCCACCUUCACGAAAGGCACUGCUACAACAGCUGGAAGAAAAGGGAAAUGCUUUCCUCUGGACAGAGUUUGGGCUGCUGAUGGGAGCUAAUUUGCCAGCGAAGGCAUUUGCUUUGGAAGAGGCUGAAGUUACUCCUGUCCUUCACCAUGACUGACACGAGCCUCGAAUCAACAACACCCAUGUACAACUACGACGAUUUCCCGGAAGCCUGUGACCAGAGGGACAUCUUGAACUUCGGGGUCAUCUUCUUACCGACUCUUUACUCCCUCGUCUUUGCCUUCGGCCUGGUGGGGAACCUGCUGGUGGUCCUGGCGCUCACCACCAGCAGCAAACACAAAAGCAUCACUGACAUUUACCUCCUCAACCUGGCCUUAUCCGACCUGCUCUUCGUGGCCACUCUGCCCUUCUGGAUCCACUACGUGCUCAACGAGCAGGGCUUCAACAACGCCUUGUGCAAGCUCAUCACCGCCUUCUACUUCAUCGGGUACUUCAGCGGGAUCUUCUUUAUCACCGUCAUAAGCAUUGACCGGUACGUGGCCAUAGUCUUGGCCGCCAACUCCCUCAACAGCAGGACGGUCCAGCAGGGCGUGGUGGUCAGUCUCAGCGUCUGGGCGGCCGCCAUCCUGGUGGCCACGCCCCAUUUCAUGUUCACCGAGCUGGUGGACCACGAGUGCCUGGGGAAUUACCCCGACAUGCUUUGGGACAUCUGGCCGGUGCUCCAGAACGUGGAGACCAACUUGCUGGGCUUCGUGGCUCCCUUUCUCAUCAUGUGCUACUGUUACUUUGCCAUCAUCCAGACGAUAUUUUCUUGCAAAAACCACAAAAAAAUCAGGACAAUCAAGCUGAUUUUGGUGGUGGUGGUGGUCUUUUUCCUCUUCUGGACCCCUUACAACGCGAUGGUCUUCCUGCAGACGCUGAAACAUUACCACUUCUUCGCCAGCUGCGACCUGAAGAAGCACCUGAGGCUGGCCAUGAACGUCACGGAAGCCGUGGCCCUCAUCCACUGCUGCCUCAAUCCCUUCAUCUACGCUUUCGCGGGCGAGAAGUUCCGCAAGUACCUUUACCACCUGUAUCGGAAAUGCCUGUCCGUGCUGUGCAACUACGACGCCCUUUCUCACAUCCCGGCACCCGACGCUCACAAGCGGGAAAGUACCAUCAUCAGUAACAGCGUCACCAGCUUCACGAGCGACGGGGACGGCUCCAUCCUUCUCUGAGAGCGGGAGCCUCUCUGAGCCGACUCCCCGCGGAACGGGAGCGGGAGGAGCCUUCAUCGCGUCCCUCCGAGGAGCCGGCUCGUGUUCAGGAAGAGCCGAGGCACCUGUUCCCGACUCCGGGAAAACGGAGACUGGCAGGGACAGAAAAACGCUGCCUUCCCGGGCAGGCAGGCAGGCUUGCUCCCGUUUUCUCCCCUCUUCACCAGACGGAACCUUCCAAUCCCUCAGGGCCACUACCUUGCUCAAGAAACUCUAAGAGCUGCGUGUUGCCUCCUGAAAAAGAUCCAAACUCCUUCGUCCGGCUCUCACAAUCCUCCCAAAAUUCUGCUCCAGCUUUCAUCCCCUGAGCUAACUUCCCAUCAUCCUCCGGCAUAGCUUGGGGUAGUGCGGUAUAGUAGGCAGAGCCUUUGACUUAAAUACAGAAAACCCCGGCUUGGAAUCUCACUUUGGAGGCUGUGUAGCUAUGACUAAGAGCUAAUCAUUUUAAGUCUCUGAAACUGUAGUGUUUCAUCUGUAAAAUGGGUACGAGAAGAGCUCUACUGUGUAACACAUAGGAUUUUGAGAGUCAAAUGACAUAUAGAUUGCACUGACAAAUCUAAGAAUAAAUACUUAAAUGAGUUAUUAUCCCAAAAACAUUCACAAAAUGUGAUGCGCCCCUUCAUUGCACCAUUUCUUCCUUGCAUUUCCUGGUGAUGCUAUUCAUAAAAUGCCCUUCCUUCUCUCCUCUGAGAAUCUGAAUCCUCUCCUUCCAAAUGAUCCUUUUUUUGGCCACUCCAAUCUAUGACAAUCUUUGUCUUCUCUGAGCAUUUUACCAUUCCUGCAGCCCUGGCGAAGUACUUUGUUUUCUCCCCUUCUUGUUGGUUGCUUUGGCCUCCCAAACUACAAUUAGUUCCCUGAGGGCAAAGGUAGAGUCAUUACCUAUGGUACCCAGCUCAAUUCUGGGUAUAGAAUGGUUGCUCCGUAAAGACUUAUCAAUACGUACUUUAAUCUAAAUCUUCUAAUUUGACUGAGAUCUUUCCUUUUUCUUUUGGAGUGUAAGUGACUUGCCUAGACUCACAAAUCGGUAAAUGUCUUAGGUAGGAUUUGAAAUCAGGUCUUUUGGACUCCAGGGUCUGGUGUUCUAUCUACUUUGCCAUCCAGCUGCCCCUUUGAGAGCUUUUCAAAGAAGGUGAGCAUUGCUUUCAAUUAGUGUCAGAGGUGGGGUAUAAACCCAAGUCUGUCCUAACCCCUGUCCAUCAUUCUAAUCACUUUCACUUUACAGAUGAGGACACUAAGCUUCAGGGAGUUUACAUGGCCACAUAGCUAAAAAGUCGCAGAGGUGGGGUUCUAAGACCAUAGAGGUACAGAAAUGGCAGAACUGGGAUUCAAAAUCAGGGCAAUGGACACCAAACCCAGUUCCUUUUUUGUUCUACCAUGCUUGUAAGGGAAUUAUUUCUCAUUACACACUAAUAGUUGGCUUUUUCCUUUUGUAAAGGUCUAUACCUUUCAAAAGGUCUAAACCUUUGACGUGUGUGAAUAUUGAGAAGUUACGGUUGGGGACAUAAGGGGGAAAGAACUCUUGGGUGGGGUUGUCAAGAGCUCUGAAAUCUCCAAGUUAAUAAGAAAUUGCAUCUGAUUUUCCUUGGAAUAAUUGUAUAGUUGUGAUAAAAUCAAGUUUGAACCCAGUGCUUGGUACAUAGCAAUUGUUUAAUUAAUGCUUUUUGAAGUAUCAGUAAAAUGUUUUUUGAAUUGAAUUAGUUAGGUGUAAGUUGUUUCCAGAUAUCCCUGAUAGCCUUUUGAAGGAAUUAAUUCAAAACUGUGAAAUCACUGAGUAGAAUCUAAUUCAAAAUUAGACCUAGAAGAAUAAGAACGCAUCCUCUUUUUUUUGUUAAAUAAUUUAAAAUUUCUCUUCCUUCUGAAAGAAAAUAUUAUGUUUAUACCAUGGGAAAAUUCCUUUUCAAAAGUGCUGAAUGCAGCGCAAUAGCAAGAGACAAAAAAGGAAGUCCCCCAGAAGCUAAAACUGUGAAGAGGUUGGUGUUGAAAUACGUAAAUAACAAGAAAACCAGUUGGCUUGCCAGAGUUAGCAAAUGGAACAGCAGCAGUCACCUUCUCAGGUGACAUUUCUUUUUGACUUAAAAAACAUACAUCCUUCACUACUACAAAGUAUAGGUGAUGUCACUGGGUGGCCCAACUUUGAGAAGACAGUCAAGAAGACCCUUUCUCUUCUUGACCUAAGUUCCUUUGGCAGAAAGUCUGUCCCAGAUGUCACAUGACCCAGCAUUAUUUUUCUUGUAUAGUGAAUAGUGUCUUAUUAGGCAACAGCUUCAAGUCAAUGGUUUCAUGCUUGCAUUGACCACUGUAAUUUCAUGACUAUGGUCAACUAUCCCAGUAUUCUUGGUGGUUGUACAUUUGUCAUUGUCAGCUCCUUUAGAUGAUUUAGAGGUAAUGAAAAUGACUAGUGGACAAGAUUGUGAUUUUCCUAAUUCAAGAGAACUCAAACCAACAUGAUGGGAGCAACACAUUGUCUUUAUUUUUGUUUUUUGAGAUUGGAUCUCCUUAUCUCAUCCAAUCUAGAAGUGUGGUGGUCUCACAGGGCCUGAUUCCAAUACUGAUUGGUACAGGAUAUAACCUGUUCUGAUUUCCCAAAAUGAGUCAGUUUGUAUGCCAGUAGACAGCCUGGAAGAUGUCCACCCUGGGAAUUCAUCUUUCAGACUUAGGAAGAAUAUCUUAUCAGUCUUAACUCUACUGCAGCUCAAAACUCCCAAACUCAGGUGAUCCACUAUCCUCGGACUCUCUAGCAGGAAAGACUAGAGACGAAACUAAUAGAAAAAAAAUGAUGACAGCUGCUACAUCAAGCCCAAUUUUUGUGCAUAGGUUUAUUUCUCACGGGUAAGAGAUUGUGAGUGGGGAACAGAGGGGCCACAAGCAGAAAAGAGAAAAAGGGAGGGAAAGAAAGAGAGGAUAGAAGAUUAGAAAUUAAAGUAUUGAGAAAGUAGUAGGCAAUAAAGUACUUAGGAGCAGAAUGGAUCUUAGAUGUCAUCAAUCCCUUUGUUUAUAGAUAAGGAAACUGAGCAUGACUCCAACUCCAAAAGAAUUGUAAAGCAAUAUGCUUCUCAAUUUACACAGUUUGAAUUAAGUGAAGGUAUCUAACUAAUAAAUAUCAAUUGAUUGUGAAAUAAACACAGACUGUUGAAAAUAUGAAACUAUUUUAUUGAAAAGUUCCUUGAGCCCAGGGAUUUUUUUCAUUCAUUGCCCUUGUAUGUUUAGUGCCUAGUAUAGUACCUAGAAAAUAGUAAUCAAUUAAUAAAUGUUUAGUGAUUGAUUAGAAAAAUACAUGCAAAAAACAGAAAUUUAGAAAUAAUAGA
This is a messenger RNA of Sarcophilus harrisii (Tasmanian devil), 4813 nucleotides long. RefSeq names its product C-X3-C motif chemokine receptor 1 (gene CX3CR1). The record is from RefSeq and is a predicted model, not a curated record. Gene Ontology annotation, cellular component: membrane. The transcript has 2 exons. Gene Ontology annotation, molecular function: chemokine receptor activity. Gene Ontology annotation, biological process: immune response; G protein-coupled receptor signaling pathway; chemotaxis. Lineage: Eukaryota; Metazoa; Chordata; Mammalia; Dasyuromorphia; Dasyuridae. Bases 402 to 1469 code for a protein of 355 amino acids.